Molecule: messenger RNA, 1584 nt
Organism: Scedosporium apiospermum
Lineage: Eukaryota; Fungi; Ascomycota; Sordariomycetes; Microascales; Microascaceae
Product: 4-coumarate-CoA ligase
Exons: 4
Coding region: 1-1584 (527 amino acids)
Biological process (GO): fatty acid metabolic process
Molecular function (GO): medium-chain fatty acid-CoA ligase activity
Source: RefSeq, a predicted model, not a curated record
AUGUUAUCCUCACCCCCCUCCAAUGCAGUCCAUGGAGACAGUGGACUCUCUUUAGUCCACGGACCUACCUCGCCUGCAUUGCUCGACCAGACUCUCGGGGCACUUGUGGAUGCACAAGCGCGAGAUUACGGCCCGUAUACAGCCGUGGUGGUGCCAUGGCAGAAUGUCCGUCUCACCUACCGCGAACUCGCCGAGAAUAGCAGGAUCACUGCAAAAGCCAUGCUCGAUUAUGGCCUGAAACAUGGAGACUGCGUUGGCAUUUACGCGGGGAACUGUCAUCAAUAUAUUGAGCUUUUCCUCGCAGCCGCCCGCAUUGGUUGCCCCUAUGUUGUGUUGAACAAUACGUUCUCGCCUGACGAACUCCAGACCGCGGUUACUCGCAGCAGACCCAGAGACACCUCGGAACACCUGCGAAAGCUUCUUUCGAACUCGGCAGAAUCACCAGAUUUAAUUGGAAUCGUUGAACUGGGUAGUGCUGCCGCGGCUCUACCCUCAUCUUACAACACUGGGCGCAUGCUCUACCAUAAUUUCCUUCUUCUCGGCACAUCUGUUUUCAUGUCGGAUUCAGUUCUUAGGCGUGCAGAGAGGAAGGUUAAACCGCAUGACGUCUUGAAUCUCCAGUUCACGUCUGGAACGACUGGACUACCCAAAGCAGCCAUGCUCACUCACAGUUCUAUCGUCUUUCCGUCGGGCAAUUUCGAUCCGAAAUUGACUCUAGAUGCAGUCGUAGAUGAGAAGGCUACGGCUCUGCUCGGGGUUCCUACGAUGUUCUUGGCUGAGUUGGAGGAGCUGGAGCGUUCUCCCCGCGAUAUUACUACGGUCCGUACGGGCCUUGCAGCUAGAUCGGCAGUACCUCCGUCUCUCAUGGCGUCGCUUCGAGAGAAGAUGAACGUCCAGGGUAUGCUCAUCGCGUACGGAAUGACGGAGACCAGCCCCGUGACAUUCAUCACUUCUCUGGACGAUACGGAGGAGAGGAUGUUUGAGAGCCUUGGCCGUGUGCUCCCACACACCAGUGCAAAAAUUGUAGACCGCGAUGGCAAGAUUACACCCCGAGGUGUACGCGGCGAGAUUUGUACCAGCGGCUUCGCUCUUCAGAAGGGCUACUGGAAGGACGAAGAGAAGACACUUGAAGCGAUGAGGCGCGACGAGAAUGGAGUCAUCUGGAUGCAUACCGGAGACGAGGGGUAUCUCGACGCCGAAGGCUACGGAUACAUCACCGGCCGCAUCAAGGACCUCAUUAUUCGCGGCGGCGAGAACCUGUCACCUAACGAAAUCGAGGACCGCUUGCUUUGCCACCCGGUGAUUUGCGAAGCGUGCGUCGUCGGCCUCUCAGACAAAAAGUACGGGGAAGUGGUUGGUGCCUUUUUGCGAGCAGCGGGCUCGCAGAGACUGAGCGAUGACGAGGUUCGCGGCUGGAUCACCCAGAAAUUGGGCAGGGUUAAGGCGCCGCAAUACAUAUUUUGGCUGGGUGAUCCGGGAAUUGGCGAUACUCUUCCCAAAACGGGCAGCGGCAAGUAUCAGAAGCAUUUGAUUCGAAAGUUGGGGGAUGCGCUGAAAUUCCAAAGUUACCAACCCAAGCUUUAA